Molecule: messenger RNA, 1480 nt
Organism: Drosophila erecta
Lineage: Eukaryota; Metazoa; Arthropoda; Insecta; Diptera; Drosophilidae
Product: golgin-45
Exons: 2
Coding region: 83-1420 (445 amino acids)
Biological process (GO): Golgi to plasma membrane protein transport; Golgi organization
Cellular component (GO): Golgi membrane
Source: RefSeq, a predicted model, not a curated record
AUUGUUUUUGUUUUGCUGGCACAGCCAGAAAAAAUUCUUAAAUAGGGAAAAUUUUGUUUUGCCUGGCCAAGAUUGCCAAGAAAUGGAAGCGACUGAAAGCGCGAUGCCAGGAACGGACAAAUCCCCGGCUUGUCGCACCAGUGGCGAUGGCAUGGAGCAGCCGGAAAACAGUGGAGCGGCCAAAACAGAGAGUGAAGUACCAGCCAGUGCUGAUGUGGACACCAAGGUGAGGAGACCCCAAUUAUCGCGGAAGGACAGCUCCGUUGUCCAGGAGGCCGUCAUGGACAGGAAGGCUUCAACUAGCAGCGGUCCAGCUUCCAAUCUGCCCCUUCCUGGCUUGCAUACCCUUUACAGACGCCCCGAGAUCGUUACCCGGAGCUUGGCACCCGUUGUGCCCAAGGGGGAAUUGGUCCAGAUGCGGCCGAGACUGGUCACCAGUGCGGAAUCGCUGCCCGAACAUAAGAAAACCAAGCCCCCCAAAUUUGUGCCCUUCGAACCUUAUCCGGGUGCCGUAAAUCCAAUGAUCUCUGAGCCAACGAAUAAACACAAAAUUCAUCGGGACAAGAACAACCUGGACAUCGCAGUGCUGGUGGAUCAAGUGUCCACGCUGCGCACCCAGGAACUGGAGACUGAGCUGACGGAUAUUAAGGAUGCAAAUACAGUCAGCAGCCAGGAGGUAAACUCCCUUAAGGAAGAGCUGGCCAAGAUGCGCGAGGAACGCAAUUACUUUCAAGCCCAGUAUAAGUUCCAAACGCAGGUGAACAGCGAGCUAAAGAGCCUACUCGUGGCCUCCGUGGGCGAGGAUCUGCAGACACGGGUUAAUCUCCUCACGGAGGACAAACUACAACUGGCUAGGGCACUACUGGACACUGCCAACAAUUUGACCACUCACACCGAGCAGAUUGAGUUCCUGGCCGGCCAGUGUGAGGUCUGGCGAUCCAAGUUCCUUGCCAGCAGUGUUAUGGUCGAGGAGUUAGCCCGCUGGAAAGCCGAUCUCACCCAGAAGAAUCAGCUAUUGAAUGAAUCAACAAAGCAACUGCUGCAUGCCACCCACCAGAUACGCGAAAUUCAACUGGAUAUGCUAAAGCAACUGAAGUUCCUGGCCAAAAUUCGUUUCCUCAACCUGCCCGCCACCGAUGUCAUCAGCCUUAGUGCCGAAAACCUGAACAUCCUACAGCGCAUGGUCCUGCACACUGGCGUGGGCAUUCCCGAGGAGACACUUAAGCUGUCCAGCGCGAGCACAAGUCCACUUUGCGAGGCGGAGAAGUACGCAGUUAGGGCCUUGGAAUUCAUUAGUCAACCCUUGAUGGCCACCGAUGAAGCCAUAAGAGCUCUUUUCGACCAGGCCCAGCGGCCACACUACGUGCAAUCAGCUGCAUCCGAGGUAGCUCCUAGCGAUAAUCAACUAGAUAAAGCAUAAUAGUUUGUGGUCAGAAAUCAAUGUUACAUGUGUGUAGGUCCAUUAAAUUUUAUAUACAAA